AUGAGCAAGGUUCAUGUUGUCACAGCUGCUCGAACUCACCGAGCAAACAGUAACAUGUUGCUGCAUGAAAUGAUUUCUGGUUCAUUGAAACAAGAAGCAGCUAUUCAGACGAGUUGCAGCUUUUCAUUCUUGAUGGAACUUCUUGGCAACAGGACAAAUGGCACUAUAUUUAUGUCCCAUUCCUUGAGUAGCAAAUGCCAAGUGAACCUGAUGACAGUGUUGAUUCUUUCUCGAGGUAAUUGUCGCCUUUCCCAUGGAAUCUCUUGCUACAUGAAGGCCAUGGCAACGGCAAAUCUGAUGGUCCUUGUCUUCACUGUGCUUGUGAGCCAGAUCAUCAGGAAUCAUUUCCCAGGCUCACCGUUGAACUACACUCCUAUCUGCCAACUCAAUAUUUUCCUGCAAGGGCUGAGCCUCCAUCUCACCGUCUGGUUCACCAUAACUUUCACCUUCGACCGUUUUGUAGCAAUUUGCUGCCACAAAUUGAAGGCGAGAUAUUGCACUGAAAGAAUGGCCAAUGUGGUCAUAACCACUGUGACCGUGGUUAACAUUAUGAUCAACAUUCCCUUACCUUUUCGCUACGAGGCUGCUUAUGUUGCGAACAGUGUGCAGUGGGGCUGCCAUGCCAUUACCAAUUAUCACACUUCACCAGGCUGGGCAGCUCACCGGUGGGUCACCAACAUCUCAAACUCAUUUGUUCCUAUUCCCCUGCUCCUGUUGAUGAAAUCUCUCACCACCCGGCACAUCCUAAUGGCCAGCAGGGCUCGCCGAGCCCUGAAGAGCAGCAGCAGUGCUAGUGCUGUGAAGAUGGGCAGUGACCCCGAGUUGAAGAGCAGGAAGACCUCCAUCGUUCUACUCUUUACCAUUUCUGGAUGCUUUGUGAUGCUUUCGGCGCCCAUCACUGUGAUCGAUGUGUGUAUUGGUGUCACCCAGACAGUGGCUGUCCAGGAUUCGAACUCACUCUACUUGGCAUUCAGGGUGACAUUCCUGAUGAUGUGCUUCAGCUCCUGCACAAACACGUGUAUUUACGCACUGACCCAGAGGAGAUUCAGAGAGGAGAUGAAGAAUCUGGCAAAAUCUCCCUCUUCUCUGCUCUGUAAGCUACAUAAAUAA
This is a messenger RNA of Stegostoma tigrinum, 1110 nucleotides long. RefSeq names its product probable G-protein coupled receptor 139. The record is from RefSeq and is a predicted model, not a curated record. The coding region runs from base 1 to 1110 and encodes 369 amino acids. The transcript has 3 exons. Gene Ontology annotation, cellular component: membrane. Gene Ontology annotation, biological process: G protein-coupled receptor signaling pathway. Lineage: Eukaryota; Metazoa; Chordata; Chondrichthyes; Orectolobiformes; Stegostomatidae. Gene Ontology annotation, molecular function: G protein-coupled receptor activity.